CGGUUAUUGACCCUCAGAUUUAUAUUAGCUUAAGGGGAGCACAGGCUCCAAAAAUCUUACAACUGCACACCUCAUUUGCACAGGUCCUUAAUACUCAUACCAGGGGUUGGACACACAUAUUUUAUUAGACCAUAAAGUGUGCCAGGAAUGGCGGUCAUGGCAAUGCAGAUCCUGGGCCUACUCAUGGGCUUAGUGAGCUGGACCCUCGAGUUAAGUUCUACAAGCUCCCAUGUCUGGAAGGUGAAGAGCCAUGCAGAUGCAGUGACUACCAACACCUGGCAAUUUCAGGGUCUCUGGAUGCAUUGUGCAGCCACUGCUGUUGGAGCAAUUCAAUGUCACAGAUAUAAAACUGUCCUUGGACUACCUGGUUAUAUUCAAGCAUGCCGUGCUCUGAUGAUUACCUCUGUGCUUCUGGGCUUGUUUGGUGUCAUUAUAUCACUGCUGGGGAUGAAGUUUAUAAAAAUUGGACAUACUUCUGACCAUCUAAAGGCCAAGAUUGCCACAUUUGGUGGUAUCAUGCUCCUUCUGUCAGGGGCCUCCUCCCUCACAGCCGUGAGCUGGUAUGCCUCUCAAGUCAUACAGGACUUCUACAAUCCCAUAGGUGGAAGCCUGAAGUUUGAACUUGGGCCUGGUUUAUAUAUUGGCUGGGGGGGUGCUAGUCUGGCCAUUCUGGGUGGAACUCUUCUUUGCUGUUCGUGCAGGGGCAGCUCAACAGAACUGCCAACAGGGUAUGGUUACACAUAUUCUGUGAGUAGCCAAAGACAGAAAAUCUGCACACCAGCACCUGUCUCAGAGUCACUGAGCACAAAUGCAUACGUUUAAUCUAUUACUUAAGCAGUGUUAGAGUACAUAUAUAGGUAUUUUACUGAUAUUUUUAUCCUGGUUAUUUACAUUUGCUUUGUCCCUUUAUUAAUUGUUAUAAUAUAUAUAUAUAUAUAUAUAUAUAUAUAUAUAUAGUUAAUGUGUUUCGCAGUUACUAAAAUUUCAGUUCAUUAAAUGUACCUAGUAAAUGUACAACCCAUCCAUUGAAUUGUAAAUAUUUAAAAUCCUAUUGCAGUGUGCUCUAAUAAAUGAUAUUGAUAAAACCAAACUUUUAUUUUAUUACAUAUCAUUAGAGUACUGCACAAGAAAAGCUUCUCAGUCAUUCUGUGAAAAGCAGACUUCUUUUUGACAUUCUCUCAUUCACUCCAGUCAUCACAAAAAGAUGUUUAAAAACUGGGUGUUAAAGGAUCAGUAAUAUUUCAGAGUGCACCAAGUGUUAUAUUUAAAAUUUUUCUACCACAGUCUACAGGGGAGUGGGGUGUGUGGAAAGCGAUAUAUGCAGGGGAACAAGGACAUGUAGGGAGGCUCUGUGCGCACCAAAGUUAAUCUAUUGAUGUGGGCUGCGGUGACAGUCACUAGGCAAAUGAUAUAGGGUUGACGCAAUAACUAGGAACGUACAGAACAACAUGUUGCACCAGAUAAGCCGAAAUUGCCAGAAAGUGGAAAAGUACGAACAGGGGCGGGGGCUGCUUGUAGAAGGGGUAUAAGACAAACGAUGAACAACAAGGAAGUCGAACUCUGUGAGGGGUACGUCGCGUUGCAGAGUUCCCAGAUCGAUCUGCAGGAAUAUAGGUUAUUAGACAACUCAUCCACGCCUCCGGGUGAUCUCUUCUCAUCUACGGACCCGGUGGAGUCAGCAUACUCCAACAGGUGACACCAUAUCCAUCCAUCCAUCUAUCCAUUCAUUUUUCAAACCUCUUAUCCUUCUGGGUCAUGGGGGCCCAGAGCCUAUCCCGGAAGCCAUGGGCACAAAGCAGGGAAUAACCUAAGACAGGGGGCCAGCCCAUCACAGGGCACACUCAAACACCAUUCACUUACACAUGCACUCCUAUGGGCAAAUGAGUAACUCCAAUUAGCCUCAGCAUCUCUUUGGACUGUGGGGGGAAACCGGAGUUCCUGAAGGAUACCCCACGACGACAUGUAAACUGCAACCCAGGCGGACACUCGAGCUCAAGUCCCAGAGGUGUAAGGCAACAGUGCUAACCACUGCACCACCAUGCCACCCCCGGUACCAUAUCAUGCUAUGCAAAUAUACAUCCAGCGCCACUGGUCUAUAGAGGAGUUGGCGGUUACAGAAGCUGCCCAGCAAAGAGCGUCAGCUCUAAGGGCCAGUUUAAACUCAAUGCGCUCAAUGCAUUUGCAGAACAUGAUGGCUGCCACGUGUAUUCUGCAUUCAUUGUAUGUGUCGUUUGUGCACCUACGCAUGGAACACUACGCAUAUGCAAGAUGCAGUACCACCAAAAAUCCUAGGGUCAGUAUGUCACCUUUUGUCACGGGACUUUGUGCAGCUUUAAAAGUACUGCAUGUUUAGAAUCAUACAUCAGAAUAUUUUUAAGAACUUUGGUAGAAUGAUGCCUUAGUCGACUGGAUGGAGGGAGGCGGGCACACUCGCGCAUGUGCACAGAGAAAACGCACACUCACCGAGACACAUUUCAAAAUUGAGACACCGACAGGGCCACAUGUGGCCUUUAACUAUAACAUUUUUGGCCAAUGUGUUAUUUAAAAUAAAACAACCUAAACAUUUCAAUAACAAGAAUGCUUGUUAAAUUGAGCACACGGCAUUCAACCUGUAGUGCCUGCGCUCGCUCACUUGCUCUCGCUCUCUCUCUCUCCUGUAACUCAUGUGCGUAGAGAUACACAAUAUUUUCUUUAAUGAGCCAACUUGUGGCGUUAAGCAAUUGUCAAAUUGGAAACAAAAUGGCUACCAGCUGUCAAAUUGUUGCCGAUCUUAUACAGACAGAGUCUGCAAGGAGUUCAAUGGGCCCAGUGACGACGCCUCCCAGCAAUUUAGCACAGUUAAACCCAACAUGGGCGCCAUGCAAAUCAACGAGACAUGGCAAGCCUGGGUCUCCAUGUAGCAUGUUCUCGCAUAAUGAUUGUAUCUGUAUAAAACUCGAGAAAAAAUUUUGAAGAAACUGCUGGAAUUUUUUCUAACGGUCAUGACAUUGUUAGUAUAGCCCCCUUCUAACAGUAACAGCCAAUUAAACUAGCAAAGACUGUACUUAACCAUGUUGAAAACGUAUUAAUACCCAUCAGUCCUGUGAGCCAGCACAAGGAGCAAUGGCAAGCGGACAGACAACUUCGACCGGCCCGAUAGCCCCUGAAGCAGCUACUCCACAGAACCCAUCCUGGCCUCUGGCUAUAGGUGAACAUACUAUUGGACUGAUGCUGAACAACUCAGCAGAGACUUCUCCUCAACUUGCCCCUCAGCAGGGUGCAUCAUGGGGUCCGUAUGGUGAUCUGUGCCUGUCACCCCACCGAGUCCUACCUGGGCUGUGUGGCUGGGAUCGUAGCAACCCCCGCACGAGGCCCCCGGUCUAAUGGACACAUCCCAAGACCCCAUCCUGAAAAUGACACCGUGGCUUGAUGAGCUUUGCAACCGUUUUGCUGGACUGACCUUGGAGGAUUCUGUUGAUGGGAGCAUCAACGCCUCUGCCAUUAAGAUAAUCACAGGGGUCCUGGCCUGUAUUCUGGAUUGGAUAAUCAAAGAUGACAUGCAGGAAGGAGACCUGUGUCGGGUGUUCUUUGAAUCACCCAAGCCAGCAGAGGCAUACAUUUCUGUAUGAGCCCCCAGCAUUUUACUUUUUAAACAAUUUUGAAAAUUUGAUCAAAAAGCUGUAUAGAUUGUGGUUUAAAUAUGUCAUCACAAAAACGAUGUUCCAUCCCACCUUGCCCCUGUGAAAGUACAAGGCACUGUCGAGGCCAUCAUAUGCGAGCUUAAAGAUGAAAUAAAUGUACGGGAGAAAUUGCGCGAAUUGAAACGUAAUUUUGAAGGGAAAGAUUAUACGUGUGCUGUAGAUGCUGCAAUGAAUGAUUUCUGGGAUAUGCACAAGUUCCAACAGACACUGGUUGGUGUGUAAAUGCUGAACUAUGCUACUGAAUCUGUUAAAAAAUGUCUCUGGCUGUUUUUACAGGCUUUCUAAAUAAAAUGAGUUGAGUGAAAAA
This is a messenger RNA of Brienomyrus brachyistius, 3987 nucleotides long. Its product is annotated as claudin-7-like. The transcript is spliced from 6 exons. Gene Ontology annotation, molecular function: structural molecule activity. NCBI's taxonomy places the organism in Eukaryota, Metazoa, Chordata, Actinopteri, Osteoglossiformes, Mormyridae. Bases 148 to 822 code for a protein of 224 amino acids. Gene Ontology annotation, biological process: cell adhesion; bicellular tight junction assembly. Gene Ontology annotation, cellular component: plasma membrane; bicellular tight junction. The record is from RefSeq and is a predicted model, not a curated record.